Messenger RNA from Durusdinium trenchii, 698 nucleotides. NCBI's taxonomy places the organism in Eukaryota, Dinophyceae, Suessiales, Symbiodiniaceae. The record is from the annotation of a GenBank genome assembly.
AGCUCCUCAGCUCAAAGAUCUCGACCGGUCGACCGGCCUCCAUCCACCGUUCGACCUCAACCGUUGAGCGGUGUGCCGGAGCCAUGGCGACGCCUGGGCAGUUGCAGAUGUACAACAAGAUGGAGGCCCAUGAGAUGUUCAAGAUCCCGGAGGGCCCGGAUGGUGAGCCCAGGAGGAUACAAGUGGUGCCAGAUGAGAAAGUCUCCAAUGCGGUGGUGCUCCAUACCCACUUGGAGGAUCACACCUUGGGCAACCUGCUCCGAAUGGAGCUCCUGAGAAAUGAGGCGGUGCUCUUCGCGGGCUACAAGGUGCCCCACCCCUUGAAUCACAUGAUUGAGCUGCGGGUGCAAACGACCCCAGUGAUCAAGCCUGAGGAUGCGCUGCGGCAUGCAGUGAAGAACCUCCAGAGCGAAUGCAAAUCCAUGUUGGAGCAGUUUGAUGAGGGCUGCCGCUUGCUGGGCAGUGUGGAUGACCCAGUGGAUGUGGAGAUGUCCCCCGAAGCGGACGUCAUGGACAGCGAAGGGUACAGCGCGGAGGAUCCCGAUAGCUUCCACCGGCGCCUCGAGGCGUUCGCCGAACGGCAGCGGCACGCCUAUAGCCCUGAGGGCUAUGAACCCACCUCACCACCAGAGGCCGCUGGCUGAGGUGCCUUUGGCCGGAGAGAAGUCCACCAGAAGGUCAAAGUGAUGGGUUUCAGG